Tachyglossus aculeatus (Australian echidna) is the source of this 939-nucleotide messenger RNA. RefSeq names its product olfactory receptor 4P4-like. The transcript has a single exon. Gene Ontology annotation, biological process: G protein-coupled receptor signaling pathway. NCBI's taxonomy places the organism in Eukaryota, Metazoa, Chordata, Mammalia, Monotremata, Tachyglossidae. Gene Ontology annotation, molecular function: G protein-coupled receptor activity; olfactory receptor activity. The record is from RefSeq and is a predicted model, not a curated record. Gene Ontology annotation, cellular component: membrane. Bases 1 to 939 code for a protein of 312 amino acids.
AUGGAAAAUAGGAACAACGUCACAGAAUUUGUUCUUUUAGGUCUGUCCAGUGAUAGAAAUCUGCGGAUAUUCUUCGUCGGGCUGUUCCUCUCCUGUUACAUUGCAAUCCUCUUAGGGAAUCUCGUCAUCCUCAUCACCGUCAGAGGCAGUUUGCUCAUCAAACAGCCCAUGUACUUCUUCCUCUGCCAUUUGUCCCUCAUGGACCUCUGCUACACUUCCACGGUGACUCCCAAACUGGUUCGAGAUUUGCUGUCUGAGAAGAAAACCAUUACCUUCCGUGACUGCAUGAUGCAGCUCUUUACCAUGCACUUGUUUGGUGGGGUUGAGAUCUUCAUCCUUGUGGGGAUGGCCUACGAUCGCUAUGUUGCCAUCUGCCAACCCUUGCUCUAUGUGGUCAUCAUGAACAGGCAGCGGUGUGCCACAGUGGUUGCAGCAUGCUGGGGUGGGGCAUUUCUUCAUUCUGCAGUCCAGUGGCUCCUUGUCAUUGUUUUGCCCUUCUGUGGCCCUAAUAAGAUUGACCACUAUUUGUGCGAUAUUUAUCCUCUCCUGGAACUGGCUUGCUCAGAUACUUACGUGACUGGAUUUUUAAUCCUUGCCAAUACAGGGACAGUUGUGGUUGUUUCUUUUACGGUUUUGGUCUUCUCUUACGUCAUCAUUUUAGCAAGUCUGAGGACCCGCUUUUUGGAAGGACGUCGCAAAGCUCUCUCCACCUGCGCUUCCCACAUCACCGCGGUGGCAUUGUUUUUCUUGCCCUGCCUCUUCAUUUACCUCUGGCCACCCCAGACCUUCCCUGAAGAUAAGGUGUUUGCUCUGUUUUAUACCAUCAUUGCCCCCAUGUUCAAUCCCCUCAUCUACACUCUGAGGAACAGAGAGAUGAAAACGGCCAUGAGAAAGGUAUGGUGUUGGAAGCCGUGUUUGGAAUGCAAAUUAGGCAUGUAA